Molecule: messenger RNA, 2364 nt
Organism: Dioscorea cayenensis subsp. rotundata (Guinea yam)
Lineage: Eukaryota; Viridiplantae; Streptophyta; Magnoliopsida; Dioscoreales; Dioscoreaceae
Exons: 1
Coding region: 1464-2252 (262 amino acids)
Source: RefSeq, a predicted model, not a curated record
GUAUUUUCAUUGACUAAUUAGAAUAUCUCGAUCAAGUGCUGAAACAUAGGCUUUCAGUUGCUUGGGAUUUAGAAACCCAUUUGGUCCAACUUGUAAGCCUCCAAUUUGAAUUAAAUCUAAUACAAGUUGCUCAUCCAAGUUGCAAUGUAGUAUCUGUUUUCUGUUUUGAAUUCCAGACGAGCCGACUUUGGGAGACCAGAAGGCAUAUUGGAAAAUGCAUUUAUAUUAGGUUAUGUAGGGGGUUUUGGAUGGCAAAAGUACAGUUGCUUGGAUUAUAAUUUAUCUGGAGAGUAGGAAAUAUAGGAUGGGAGAAAAGACAUAAAUCAAAUUUUUUUUAUACUUGUUAACCUGAUAUAAGAUAACUCUCCUAGAGUGAAUUGGCCCUUUAUUUCUCAAUCCAAACGCUCUUUAGGCCUGAUGGUUGGUGGUUGGUGUUGGUUGGUGGUUGGUUUUAACCUUAUUUCCCUGACUUCUCCAGAAAAAUUCUGGAAAAUGACUGCUAUUCUUUGCAGCUUAAAAAUCCUGUGUUAAAGUUUAAGCUAUUAUUUGCAGCUUAGAAUUCUUGCGUUACACAGUUGGGCUGCAAUUUGGCGAUGCUGGUGUAAACUGUCUACUUUUGGACGAGUCUGUUUGUUGUUUGUUUGUACUCCUAUCUUCUUUGCUAACAAAUCACUCCCAGAAUAUUACUAGUUUCUUCAGAGCUAAUUCAGGUUAGUGUUGCGGGCAAGUAAGGAAUUAUGGUUGCCCAUGGUUAGUUCCCAUCUCUAUAGACCAGGAUUCCUUACCCUCAAGCACAAGGGAAUAAGAGGAAUUAAUGAAAAACUGAAAAAGGAAACAAAAACAAGUAAUUAACGUACCCUGGCCCAAACCUCCUCUCUGAUGAAUAUUUGCAUGUCUCCCGGGCCACCACACGGAGACACGUGACUCCUACGGCGACAAAACCAAGAACCCACACGACAUUUGUCCCCCGUCAGCUCCGUUGCUAUUACCCCAAGAUAGCUCUUCCCAACGCUAAGCAUUAUUCACCUCCAACCAAGACGGCCCCGGCACCCUCCAGCCUUGCAAAUUCCUAUUUUCCUAUUUACCUUAUUUCAAUUUUUGUUUUACCCCCCCGGAUAAUAAAAGUAUAUGCGUGCUUGACAACUGGAGUCGAUAGAUACCCACUCCUGGCACAACGACCCCAAUUGGCUUUAUCUGCUGCAUCAAGGCGGAGUUUUGGAGGCUCGUUCAAUCACCUAUCCAUAUACAACACCACUCCCCAUUGGCCACACGUGCCAACUUACUAACCAUGCCAGCGACCACGUACCCAAGUCUACCACACGUGCCAGCACCACCUUCUCCCUCGUCGUUCAAGCUGCCCUUCUCCUAUUGGUCCUGGCCCACUUUAAAACCCCCACCAAAAACUAUCCCCCUUUCCCCCAAACUCCACAGACAAGUGUGCGUGUGCUAGGGAGACACAGGUGAUGCAGGCCGUGGAGGUCGCCAAGACCCAUGAGAUCAUGGCUCGCUUUCGGCCCAUCGCACCCAAACCCGAGCUACCGGCAAAAUCCGCACCUGAGACGCCACCUCGCUCGGCCAUCGCCGCGCUUCAUCUGCGCACCAGGCCAUGCCGCACACGUAAACGUGCACGCCCCCCAGCACCAACACCCCUUCUUCCCAUCAAACAUCUACGCCUUGACACCACCACCACCACCACCACCUCCUUAGUUCAUCCAGUACUCACUCAUCAUCCCCUACCAACUAUUCCAGUCGAACGAGACCUUCUUCAAGAGUUGCAGAAGCCUAAGGUUAUAACACCACAGCCUGUAAGACCAGUAGGUUCAAGAAUCACCAUUCUCGGGUGCAUCACGCUCCCAAAGCCCACCACCAUGUCUUCGCCGUCUUCGAAGAAGCCGGCUAAGGUGGAGGAGGAGUUAGAGUUGGAGUCACUGCCUGCUGUGGUUUCUGACUCUAAGAACAAAGUAAGAUUAGUCAAUUUAGCUUAUAAAGAGAUGGUUGGCCAGCCCGAGUGCUCAUGGCUUGACUCCCUUGGUGCCGGUAGCUCAAGGAGAAUCAAUGGGGAGGUCAUGCUGUACGUUCCUGAGAAUCACUGUUCCUCUUUUGUGAAGUUUGGGGAUAGGUUCUCUUGCAGGGUGAGGAUAGAGUGGCCAUGCAAUGGAAGGAAGAAGAUGGUGGAUGUGCCAUGUGAUGUGGUGAGACUUUGUUGUGAUUCUAAGGACUAUAGUUUUGCCUGGAGGUUUCAUAUUAACUAGACUAGUGUCAAGUUCUUGCUUAAUUUGCUUGUAAUAUGCUUAUGUCAUCUCCUCUUCUCGUUUAGUGUAUAUAUUAUAUAUAAUAUGGAAUGAAGACGUGGAGAUUAAAGGA